ACUCCGACUUUCCAGCUCGUCCAGGUAGCAACACGACAGGGCCCUAAGCUUUUGUUUCAUCCAUCUUGGUGCACUGCCAGUGUCAACACGGAACCGCCAUACAGUGAUGCCUCCUGCAAAGUCGCCGGAAGAGGUGGAGCCACUGCUUGAUGCCGACCUUCAAGAAUCAACAUCUACAGGCGAUGCGACACUUUCCGCGCCUCGGUUGAACCAUGACGCGUUGACUGGUUCGGCACAGCACCACAAUGACAGCCACGCCACGAACACGGACUGGUUGGGGUUGAGAAUCGUGACAGCCAUGUUCGCUUUCCUAGUCAUGGGAAUGAUUCAGUCAACGACUGGUGUCAUGAUCCCGCAUCACUACGGCCUUUCAGAUACACUUGUUUCCCUGAUCUUUCUCCUGACGCCUCUGGGUUACUUUGUUGCAGCUUACUUCAAUAGUGUCAUACAUCUGCAGCUGGGCCAACGGGGCAUCGCUGUUAUCGGACCAAUAUGUCAGCUCACCUUCGCAAUCGGUCUCUGCACGCACCCACCGUAUCCAGUUCUGCUUAGUCUCAGCAUUUUCGGGGCGAUAGGAACGGGCCUCCUUGAUGGCUCUUGGUGUGCAUGGGCUGGAGCCAUGGAAAAUGCCAACACGAUCCAAGGAUUCCUCCAUGGGUCCUACUCUGUCGGCGCGAGCUUUGGACCAUUCAUUGCCGGAACCAUGAUUUCCGCUGCCGAAACUCCUUGGUGGCACUUUUACUAUGUCUUGUCCGUAUUUUGCGUUAUUAUGCUGGUCUCGUCGGUCUAUGCGUUUCGCUUUCAAGAUGGUAAAGCAUAUCGUGCAGAGAAGCAUGACGGCACAGAGCAAGACGCUCAUGCCCGUAAGCAAGACGACCUGGCAAUCUUCAAGCACAUUGCGACCUGGAUUUGUGCAGCGUACUUCUUGGCAUACGUUGGUAUUGAGAGCUCCAUUACCGGCUGGAUUGUGGUCUACAUGAUCCGCGCCCGCCACGCAUCAGGUUAUCUGGCAAGCAUCUGCUCCUCCCUCUUCAACAUUGGAAUGGCAGUCGGGCGACUUUCUUUAGGUAUCCUGACUGAUAGACUGGGGGUGAGGCUAGCUAUCAUGAUCUACCUGUCCACUGCGGCCAUUCUACAAGCCUUGUUUGCGCUCGUCGAGCUACCCGCCGUCUCAGCGGCGAUCAUUACUAUUAUCGGCUUUCUGUUGGGGCCGAUGUUUCCUUCUGGAGUAGUUAUGAUCACUCGACUGCUGCCAACACAUUUGCAUGUCGGCGCGGUCUCAUUCGUCGCAGCGUUAGGAGAGGUUGGUGGUGCAUUGCUGCCAUUUGCAUUAGGGGCUAUUGCCGACCGUCUGGGUAUUGGCGCAUUUCAGUACAUCAUUUUGGCUCAACUCAUUGUCACGUUGCUUAUCUGGAUGUGUUUUCCCCGAUUACCGCCAAAGACUGUACUUGUUGACGCCUAUGACGAAUACGGUUCCUUACAGCGGAGCUAAAGAAUAACUUCUUGGCCAAUUGCCGGGUCGAUUACUGAACAGACCGUGCUCCCCACAUGCACAGAACAAAUGAUUGUCCUUCCAACAAAUGACGCAGACCCGCAAAUCGCGAUAGCAAGCCUGAGCACAACGCGUGCAGCAAAGUAAUAUGGACCAAUACCUACCCGUGCGGUCUUAGCGUCCUCACCUUUG
Molecule: messenger RNA, 1684 nt
Organism: Truncatella angustata
Lineage: Eukaryota; Fungi; Ascomycota; Sordariomycetes; Amphisphaeriales; Sporocadaceae
Product: MFS transporter
Exons: 5
Coding region: 107-1492 (461 amino acids)
Biological process (GO): transmembrane transport
Cellular component (GO): membrane
Molecular function (GO): transmembrane transporter activity
Source: RefSeq, a predicted model, not a curated record